CGCGGGUGGUUAGGUGAGCCGGGUCGGGCGGGGAAGGAGGCGGGCUGGGGCUGGGGUUGGGGGACUGCCCGGGGCGUAGAUGGCUCCGAGCCCGUUUGAGCGCGGUCUCCGACUGCGAACUGGACCCACGGCGAUUCUCUGAUGAGUGCCAGCCCCAAACUGUCCGCUCCUCGGGACCUUAGAGCCCCUGACUCAGGCUGGAAGAUUUGAGAGCUGGAUUAAAAUAAUCCAGAAUGGCUACUCUGAUCUAUGUUGAUAAGGAAAAUGGAGAACCAGGCACCCGUGUGGCUGCUAAGGAUGGGCUGAAGCUGGGGUCUGGACCUUCAAUCAAAGCCUUAGAUGGGAGAUCUCAAGUUUCAACACCACGUUUUGGCAAAACGUUCGAUGCUCCACCAGCCUUACCUAAAGCUACCAGAAAGGCUUUGGGAACUGUCAACAGAGCUACAGAAAAGUCUGUAAAGACCAAGGGACCCCUCAAACAAAAGCAGCCAAGCUUUUCUGCCAAAAAGAUGACUGAGAAGACUGUUAAAGCAAAAAGCUCUGUUCCUGCCUCAGAUGAUGCCUAUCCAGAAAUAGAGAAAUUCUUUCCCUUCAAUCCUCUAGACUUUGAGAGUUUUGACCUGCCUGAAGAGCACCAGAUUGCACACCUCCCCUUGAGUGGAGUGCCUCUCAUGAUCCUUGACGAGGAGAGAGAGCUUGAAAACCUGUUUCAGCUGGGCCCCCCUUCACCUGUGAAGAUGCCCUCUCCACCAUGGGAAUCCAAUCUGUUGCAGUCUCCUUCAAGCAUUCUGUCGACUCUGGAUGUUGAAUUGCCACCUGUUUGCUGUGACAUAGAUAUUUAAAUUUCUUAGUGCUUUAGAGUUUGUGUGUAUUUGUAUUAAUAAAGCAUUCUUUAACAGAUUCUU
Molecule: messenger RNA, 905 nt
Organism: Nomascus leucogenys (northern white-cheeked gibbon)
Lineage: Eukaryota; Metazoa; Chordata; Mammalia; Primates; Hylobatidae
Gene: PTTG1
Product: PTTG1 regulator of sister chromatid separation, securin
Biological process (GO): chromosome organization
Cellular component (GO): cytoplasm; nucleus
Source: RefSeq, a predicted model, not a curated record